Messenger RNA from Cotesia glomerata, 6950 nucleotides. It is a transcript of the gene didum, whose product is annotated as unconventional myosin-Va. Gene Ontology annotation, molecular function: actin filament binding; ATP binding; microfilament motor activity. The transcript is spliced from 9 exons. Gene Ontology annotation, biological process: actin filament organization; vesicle transport along actin filament. NCBI's taxonomy places the organism in Eukaryota, Metazoa, Arthropoda, Insecta, Hymenoptera, Braconidae. Gene Ontology annotation, cellular component: vesicle; actin cytoskeleton; myosin complex. The record is from RefSeq and is a predicted model, not a curated record. Bases 690 to 6287 code for a protein of 1865 amino acids.
GACCCUUAUUUCAUCCACAGAUUUCAUCCGUGGAGCGUGUCAAUAGACAUUCCAAUUUUAAAUAUUUGACCGCCAUUACUCGUGAGCGCAUCACGUGCGCAAUUGCCCGGCAGUGGUGUAGGUGAACUGAUUAUUCUGUACGUCGGUGGGUAGGGGUGUAACGACUAACGUCAUAAUAAAGUAAGGGUAAGUUGAAACAAGUGGGAGUUGAUAAGAAGAGUCGGCGCGGGGGCCGAAGCGUGGAGGGUAGAAUACGCGUGCGCAAGAUCGGUACACAUCUUAAGCCGAUAUCCGAUAGUCACCAGCUGUGUAAGCUACCACACGGCUCCUCGUUGUCUCCAUUCUGUAUGGUAGUAAAUACCAAUACUUAGAUUACUCCCGAAGUAAUAAAUCAAAACAUCAACCGUGAGUGCUGGACAAAAAUAAAGAUGACGUUUAUGUUUAUCGACAUAUUUUAUCAACUUAAAUAAUUAGUGUAGUGAAAUUAUUACAAAUAAAAUAAAAAACGAGUUUCUGGCAUUUUUCGUAUUGUCAAUACGAAUUAUAAUAGUAAAAUAACAGGUCGGUGGUAUGUAAGACCAAAUGUUUGUCCUUGUGAGAGUGUAUGGUUAAAUCACCUUGGGUGACUCGUUCCCACGAUCUCUGGAUAGAAACCAAACCACGAUCCUGGCUUUAAGAAAAAAUUAAAUAUGACAACGAGGGAGCUUUACGUAAAGGGCGCCAAAGUAUGGGUUCAGCAUCCAGAAAAAAUAUGGGAAGGUGCAAUACUACUAGACGACUACAAAUUGACCGACACAAGCAUAAAAUUGCAAGUAGAUGACACUCGAGAGCAACGUGUAGUAGAAGUUAAAACCGACAAGGAACUUCCACCACUUCGGAACCCAGAUAUACUGAUAGGGGAAAACAAUCUGACAUCACUUUCUUUUCUCCAUGAGCCAGCAGUCCUCUAUAACUUACAAGUCCGUUUCCAGCGUCGAUGUAUCUACACCUACUGCGGGAUUGUCCUCGUGGCUUUUAACCCCUACGACGAGCUUCCAAUUUACGGCAAUGACACAAUUUGGGCGUACCGCGGUCAAGCGAUGGGAGACCUCGAACCCCAUAUCUUCGCAGUGGCCGAAGAAGCGUACACCAAAUUGGAGCGCGAGCUCCACGACCAAUCAAUCAUCGUCUCCGGAGAGUCAGGAGCUGGUAAAACGGUGUCUGCUAAAUAUGCCAUGCGUUACUUUGCAACGGUGGGUGGCUCGUCUACCGAGACGCAAAUUGAGAAGAAAGUCCUCGCGUCCUCGCCGCUGAUGGAAGCAUUUGGCAACGCCAAGACCACGAGAAACGACAACUCCUCCAGGUUUGGAAAAUUUAUAGAGAUACAAUUUAACAAAAAUUAUCACAUUACAGGCGCAAGCAUCCGUACGUACUUGUUAGAAAAGUCACGUGUUGUUUUCCAAGCACACCAAGAACGUAAUUACCACAUAUUCUACCAACUGUGCGCCGCAGCGACGUCUCCUCCCCAAGCCAGUCCUUCAGACGUCUCAGCGAGGCUGAAGAAUUUACAAUUGGACAAAGGAAGCAGUUUCCACUACCUAAAUCAGGGUAACUGCUUUACAAUCGACAACUUGGACGAUUCGCGCACUUUCCAAGACACUUUAUCAGCAAUGACCCGUCUAGGGUUCGAGUCCAAGCAGCAAGAAGAUGUAUUCAAAAUUCUAGCCGCUAUUUUACAUCUAGGAAACGUCGAAAUAAUCCAGGAUUCCCGUGCGUCUGAAGGUGGGGACAGUGAAGCCUGCAUGAUAGCCUCUGGAGACAGACACCUAAACAUUCUGGCCCAGCUGAUGGGCAUAGACCCCUCCGCGAUGCGCAAAUGGCUUUGUCAUCGCAAGAUCGUGUCAAUGAGAGACGUAAUCCUGAAGCCUAUGAACGUCGAGCAGGCAAUCGGAGCUCGGGACGCUUUAGCCAAACACAUCUACGCCGAGUUGUUCAACUUUAUUGUCCAUGGGAUAAAUGAGUCGCUGCGUAGCAAAGUAAAGGCUUUGUCUUUCAUCGGCGUGCUGGAUAUUUACGGGUUUGAAACUUUUGAAAUAAAUUCCUUCGAGCAGUUCUGCAUAAACUACGCCAAUGAGAAGCUUCAGCAGCAAUUUAACCAGCAUGUGUUCAAACUUGAACAAGAGGAGUACUUGAAGGAAGAAAUUGAAUGGACCUUUAUAGAUUUUUACGACAAUCAGCCGUGUAUAGAUCUAAUAGAAACCAAGCUGGGUAUUUUGGACUUGCUAGAUGAAGAGUGUCGCAUGCCACGAGGCUCUGAUGACUCCUGGGCCGAGAAACUUUACUCUAAAUGCGUUAAAUCUAAGCACUUUGAGCGACCACGUUUCGGGACCAAUGCAUUUCUGAUCCAUCACUUCGCAGACCUGGUCGAGUAUUCGACGAUUGGCUUUUUAGACAAAAACCGUGACACUGUUAUGGAAGAACAGAUCGACGUGUUACGUUCAAGCGACAAUAAACUGCUGAAACAGCUGUUUAAUGAUGACCCUCCAAAAUUGUCAGUCCCCAGUGGUCAGUCUAAAAUAAAAAUAUCCGCCCAAAAGCCUUUAGCAAACGCCACGCCUAAGCAAAACAAAAAAACAGUCGGCUCGCAGUUCCGAGACUCGUUGAACAUGCUGAUGUCGACGCUCAACGCAACGACUCCUCACUAUGUUCGUUGUAUCAAGCCCAAUGAUUCCAAAGAGUCCUUCGAGUAUGAUGCGCAGCGUGCGAUACAACAAUUACGAGCUUGCGGAGUUUUGGAAACAAUUAGAAUUUCAGCAGCGGGUUUUCCCAGCCAGAGGACCUAUUCAGACUUUUUCUCGCGUUACAGAUGCCUGUGUCCGUUCAAAGAAAUCCUGAGAGAAGAUUUAAAGGAAACAUGUCGGCGUAUUUUGAAGUAUUAUAUAAAAGACGAGGAUAAAUUUAAAUUCGGUAAGACUAAAGUACUUUUCAGAGCCGGACAGGUCGCUUACUUGGAAAAACUGAGAAGUGAGAAGCAAAGAGACGCCUGCAGGAUGAUACAGAAGCGUGUCAGAGGUUUUAUAAUGCGUAGACGCUACCAGGAGAUUAGAAAAGCUGUGAUGGGACUGCAGCGACACGCCAGAGGAUACUUGGCACGUGUUAAGGCCCAGAGAAUUAGACGUGAGCGCGCUGCGGUGAAAAUACAAACUAGAAUUCGUGGGUGGGUCGCUCGUACAAGGUACCUCAGAAUCAGACGGACGAUAAUUAGCCUCCAAAGGUAUGCGCGUGGAUUACUUGCGCGAAAGAAGUACGCGAUUAUGAAGGACAACGCAGCUGCGACGACGAUCCAGAGGUUUGCCCGUGGGUAUCUAGUUCGUGCUGCAGUCAAGCAUAAAAUUAAUAAUAUUAUUAUUGUACAGUGCUGUGUGCGCAAGUACUUGGCUCGGAAAGUCUUCAGAAGACUCAAGGCCGAAGCCAAGAGCGUCGAACAUGUAAAGACUCUGAACAAGGGCCUGGAGAAGAAGAUCAUAUCGAUGCAGCACAGAAUAAACGAGAUUUUGAAAGAGAACCAGGCUUUGCGUGUGGUUCAGACCGAGGUCAUGGAUUUAAAGGUUAAGCUGGAGGCUAUGAAGGCUGUCGAGUUGGAGAACAAGAAACUUGUGGGUGUACUCAUCGAGAAGGAUCGUGAGUUGGAGCUGAUGGCAGAGACGGUCAAGCGCGAGCAAGAUGAAAAAAUGGAUCUUUUGUUGGAGCGCGAGAAGCUGAUCAAGGAGAAGGAAGACGAGAACAAGCGGCUGAGUGAAGAGACCGAGAGGUUGAAGAGAGAGUUGGUGGUAGCCAGCGAGAAGCUCAAGAUUGAUCAACGUGGAGCUGAGGAGAAUCUCAAACAUCGGUUGGAGCAGGAAAAAGAUCUGCUGCUUAUGGAUCACGAUCAAGACCGCGGAGCCUACCAGAGGCUGCUGAAAGACUACCAGGACUUGGAAGAACAUGUUGAAGUCCUGGAGCGCAAGCUGGCGUUGCACGCUCCUGGAGAAGGUCACUCUAGGUCCCUCAGCAACGCUUCCAGCGGCAGUGUCGGUCAGGCUGCCUCGACUGAUGUUCCGGAGGAAAAUAUUGACUUUGGCUACGGCUCGGUCAGGUCUACCGUGUCUUCGACGGCUUACUCGAGGGUAGAGACCAUCGACUGGCACCAGAGACGCUCUGAAAGCCCACCUGAUGGUGAAGCUCAGCCAAUCAAGCCGGUUGAGAAUGGCAAUGGCGGUCUGGUGGCUGCUCCAGUUGACAUUGGGCUGGUAUUGAAGCUCCAGCAGAAGCUCAAGGACGUCGAGAGCUCUUAUGGCCGACUGGUCAGGACCAUGGAGGACUUGGAGCGUGACAGUGGGGAAGAUGUUCUCAGGACUCAGGAUACCUUCAAGUUGGAGGAAUUGGAGAUGGAGAAUGCCCAGCUCAAGAAAGAUCUCGGCACUUUGAGGAAAGCUGUCGUUGAUGGUGAUGUCAAUUCAGCCCAGAAGGAACUCACCAGCCAGUUUGACGCGCUACAAGAAGAGCUGGAGCGUCGCAGGGAAGAAUGCAUUCAGCUACACAGUGUCCUUGCUGAUAAUACCAAGAGGAUGAAGAGUCUCGGGUCUAAUUAUGGAAGGGAUGUUGAUAUUAUUAAUGAGGAUGGAGAGCUGGCACUUGCUUUUGAAGCUCAGAAGAAAAUUAAUCGGCAAUUGGAGGAUGAACUUCAGACUAAAGAAAAGGGCUGGAGAGAACAACGAAAUGAGUGGAGGAAUGAAAUUGAUCGGUUGCAAGAAGAAAUGCAGAAACUACAGAAAUUGCUGAGUGUUAAUUUGAGCAACACUCCUAAAACUCAAACUGAAGCUUUUAUGCAACAUGAAAUUGUUAAAAUUACGUCGGAAUAUUUGGAUUUGCAAGAAAAAUACGACAAAGUAGCCGAAGAGUGCCAGAAGCUCAAAAAGCGAUGUAGGAUAUUCGCAAAACGCCUCCGUGAUGCUGGAUGCGAGGAUAGUGAACCGAAACAAUUACCAGAACCACCGAAACCUCGCGCUUUUAUGAUUACCGCUCCGGUACCAGAUACAGUAGAUCCGGCGCCUAAUCAAUCAAUGAUAACAAGUCAGCAAUCAAAUGGGACAGUAAUGCCAGCAAUUAGGAAGAAAGAACGAGAUUACGAGGGGAUGUUUGAGUUCCGGAAGGAAGAUAUUACUUCUAUCAUUCGUAAUCUUGUCAUAGAAUUAAAACCAAAAGUAGCAGUAACUUUAUUACCUGGAUUACCAGCUUACAUAUUAUUUAUGUGCAUCCGUCAUACCGACUGCAUAAAUGACGACGAUAAAGUAACAUCACUGCUAACGGGUUACCUGAACGCGGUGAAACGAGUGAUUAAAAAACGUGACGACUUUGAUUCAACAGUCCUCUGGCUGUCGAACACUCUGAGAAUUCUGCAUAACUUGAAGCAGUACUCCGGAGACAAGCCUUUCCAAAUGGAAAACACGGCCCGACAGAACGAGCAGUGUCUCAGAAACUUCGAUCUCAGUGAGUACAGAUCAGUUCUGAGCAACGUCGGAGUCUGGAUAUUUGGCCACGUGAUGACCAUCUUGAAAGAGCGGAUUCAAGCGCUGACAGUUCCAGCUCUGUUAGAGCACGAAGCGAUAACCGGGCUGAACUCUAACAAGUCGGGUCGGCCACGGUCUUCUUCAGUUGGCGAGGAGCCAGAAUCGACGCAGCAGAAAUUAAAUAAAUUGUUGGACGAAUUGGGUUUGAUUCACAAAACUAUGCAGUACCACGGCGUAGAUAAAGAUGUUUUUGUUCAAAUAUUCAAGCAGUUGUUUUACUUUAUGUGUGCUAGCGCGUUGAAUAAUUUACUGCUGAGGAACGAGUUGUGCCACUGGACCAAGGGGAUGCAAAUUAGGUACAAUCUCAGUCACAUUGAACAGUGGGCUCGCGAUGAGCAGCUAGUCCCGGCGAUUGAAUCUUUGCAGCCGAUCAUCCAAGCUGCGCAGCUGCUCCAAGCUCGCAAGACUGAUGAAGAUGUCAAUGCAGUGUGUGAAAUGUGCAAUAAAUUAACAUCUAAUCAGAUUAUCAAAAUUUUACAUCUUUACACUCCAGCUGACGAGUAUGAGACCAGAGUUCCGGUUACUUUUAUUCAAAAUGUACAAGAAAAAUUGAAACAGAGACAAGAAAACAACGAACAGCUUUUAAUGGACCUAAAGUUUUCAUUUCCAAUAAGAUUUCCAUUUAAUCCCUCGAAUAUAAGAUUGGAGGACAUCGAUAUACCACCGGCGCUUAAUUUACCUAUGCUCAAGAAAAUUUAAAUUAUUUUAAUGAUAUAGGUAAAUUAUUUAUAUAAAUAGAAUUAAUUUAAAUUGUGCAAUUAAUUGCACAUUUUGUACAAUUUUAUUUUAUUUUUUACUUUUACUAUUGAUUGUACUUAAUAUUUAUUUCAAAAUCACUUGUUAUUCUAUCAAUUAAUUAUUACAACUUGUCAUUAAUUUAAAUAAUUUAAUUAAUGAGUGAUAAAAAUGUGAUUGAAGUAGAGAUAGAGAGGGCAAUUCUAAAAAAGAUAAUGUACUUAAAGCACAUUCCAUUUAUUUAUAGAGAUAUAUAUAUAUGAUAAAUAGAUAUAAUUAUUUUUUAGCUACGCAAUAAUUAGAAGGGACGUUUGAAUUGCCGUAAUUUGUUGUACAAUAAAAAAGAUUUUGCAAUGUUACUUAUAUAUUGUUAUAAAUUGAUGAAUUUAACUGAAAAUGAUUUAAAAGAGUUAUGAAGAGUCAUUAUCUAAAAAUGUAUUCUUUUUUUUGUUAAAAAAAUGUAUGAUAAAAAUGAAUGUGUGCCAUUCCAUAAUAAUUAAAAAAAAAAAAAUAAUUAUUACAUAGUUAAAAAUGAAUAAAUAUUUUUUCCUGGAAAAGUCGAUCUGUGAUCGAUAAAAAAAAUUUUUUGUUGUACGCACUAGCUGAAUAAAAGACAAGCCAUUUAAA